Messenger RNA from Folsomia candida, 1575 nucleotides. Its product is annotated as cystathionine gamma-lyase. The transcript has 11 exons. The coding region runs from base 165 to 1358 and encodes 397 amino acids. Gene Ontology annotation, molecular function: cystathionine gamma-lyase activity; pyridoxal phosphate binding. NCBI's taxonomy places the organism in Eukaryota, Metazoa, Arthropoda, Collembola, Entomobryomorpha, Isotomidae. Gene Ontology annotation, biological process: transsulfuration. The record is from RefSeq and is a predicted model, not a curated record. Gene Ontology annotation, cellular component: cytoplasm.
AGCUUGUGCUCGCUCGCAUGCGGUUCGGCUUAUGUAUUUCACCAUAUGUCGUCAUCUCAUUUCAGAGUGCAGCGUGCUUGACGACGUUCAGGAUUAUUCAGGAGGUCGACACAAGACGAAAACGACAGAGAUCAGCUUAAUCUGCAGUUUGUUAAAAAUUUACCAUGAACAAUAACGGCAUCGCUGACGGUCCUCAAUUCCUUCCGUUGGAUCCCACGUUUGGGACAAAGGCCAUCCACUCUGGAUACGUUCCCAAGGAUUGGAACUUUGCACCUGUUGUUCCACCACUAGUACUCUCGACUACUUUCGAGCAGGAUGGACCCGCACAACACCGCGGAUUUGAGUAUACCCGAAGUGGAAAUCCAACUCGUCAAAUUCUAGAAGAAACCUUGGCUAAAUUAGACGGUGGAAAAUAUGGCAUGGUCUUUGCAUCUGGUUUGGCAGCGACAACGAACGUGGUAGCAAUGCUGAAUAGUGGAGAUCAUAUCGUUUCAAUGGACGAUGUUUAUGGAGGAACUGGUCGGUUGUUCCGCCAAAUGCAUAAGACGGCGAAUAUUCAGCCAGAUUUUGUGGACAUGACAGAUUUGGCUGCGUUUGAGAAAGCGUUGAGUCCUAAGACUAAAUUGGUCUGGAUUGAAACGCCGACGAAUCCUACCCUGAAAAUUGUGGAUAUUGCGAAAGUUUCUGAGAUAGCGCACAAAUUUAACAAGGACAUCAUUGUGGCUGUUGAUAAUACUUUUUUGACAUCAUUCUACCAAAAACCCCUCACAUUUGGGGCGGAUAUGGUCGUAUACAGUCUUACAAAGUAUAUGAACGGUCAUAGUGAUGUUCUCAUGGGGGCAAUUGUACUUAACCGAGAAGAUUUGAAAGAUAGAAUUGCAUUCCUUCAAAACUCACUGGGAGCAGUCCCUUCACCCUUCGAUUGUUAUCUUCUGUUGCGUAGUCUUCGUACUCUUCAUGUCAGGAUGCCACUGCACAUGAAGAACGCGUAUACGAUUGCAAAGUUCUUGUCUAAGCACCCAAAAGUUGAAAAAGUCUUGCAUCCUGGUCUACCAUCUCAUCCUCAACAUGAACUUUCGUUGAAACAAACCUCUGGACAUUCUGGUCUUAUUGCUUUUUACAUCAAGGAUGGAAGUGGUGCUAAGUUUUUGCAAAACUUGAAAGUUUUCAGUCUUGCGGAGAGCUUGGGCGGCUAUGAAAGUCUUGCAGAACUUCCAUAUUCAAUGACCCAUGCAUCCGUCCCAGCCGAUCUACGGAAACAACUUGGAAUCACUGAGGGAUUUAUCCGAAUUUCAGUUGGAUUAGAGUCUGAGGCAGAUUUGAUUUCAGAUUUGAGCGACGCCCUGGACAAUUGCUAAAUUGUUAAAGUUAGCACUACUGAACUGGACCACACCACACUCCUCUUGGCUCAUGCAUAUCUUUGAAUUAUGAUAUCUGUGUUUUAUCAUUAUUAUUUGUUACGUUCUUUCUAAAUCAUUCCAUUAAUGUCAUGAACAACCCUCGUGCAAAAACUUUGUAAUUUACCACACAGCCUUUUUUGAUCGGAAAUAAAUUGUGCAAAAAUUGUCGUAUUAA